GCCCUUUCAGUGGUGAUGCUGCUCUCAGGAUGCUUUGCAUGUGGAAUGGAGAAUGGAUUCCGGGUCUACAACACCGACCCCCUGAAGGAGAAGGAGAAGCAAGAGUUUCUGGAAGGGGGAGUUGGCCAUGUGGAGAUGUUAUUUCGUUGCAACUACUUGGCUUUAGUAGGUGGUGGGAAAAAGCCGAAGUACCCACCCAAUAAAGUGAUGGUCUGGGAUGAUCUGAAGAAGAAGACCGUCAUUGAGAUUGAGUUCUCCACAGAAGUCAAGGCCGUCAAGCUUCGACGGGACAGAAUUGUGGUGGUCCUGGACUCCAUGAUCAAGGUGUUCACGUUCACACACAACCCCCACCAGCUGCACGUCUUUGAGACCUGCUACAACCCUAAAGGUUUGUGCGUCUUGUGCCCCAAUAGCAACAACUCGCUCCUGGCCUUCCCGGGCACACACACGGGCCACGUGCAGCUCGUGGACCUGGCCAGCACGGAGAAACCCCCCGUGGACAUUCCCGCACACGAGGGUGUCCUGAGUUGUGUUGCCCUCAACCUACAGGGGACUCGAAUCGCAACUGCAUCUGAGAAGGGGACCCUUAUCAGAAUAUUUGAUACCUCAUCAGGGCACCUGAUCCAGGAGCUGCGCAGAGGCUCUCAGGCAGCAAACAUCUACUGCAUCAACUUCAACCAGGACGCGUCCCUCAUCUGCGUAUCUAGCGACCACGGCACAGUGCACAUUUUUGCCGCUGAAGACCCAAAAAGGAAUAAGCAGUCCAGUUUGGCAUCUGCCAGUUUCCUUCCGAAAUACUUCAGCUCCAAGUGGAGUUUCUCCAAAUUCCAGGUCCCCUCCGGCUCGCCGUGCAUCUGUGCCUUUGGGACAGAGCCCAACGCUGUCAUUGCCAUCUGCGCCGACGGCAGCUACUACAAGUUCCUGUUCAACCCCAAAGGGGAGUGCAUCCGGGACGUGUAUGCACAGUUCCUGGAGAUGACCGAUGACAAGCUGUGAGCCUUCUGGCCUGGACACGGUGCUGAUGCCGCAGGUGCCCAGGCUGCCCCCUAGUUCCUGGGGUGGCCCGGUGGCCCUCACCUUGAAGCCAUAUGUGGUGGUCUGCUUACCCAAGAAAGCGCGCCUUUCCAGUAUUACAGAGCAGUGCGGCUGUCGAGCACUGGGAGGCCCUCUCCAGGGAUCCACUUGUCACCUGUGACUUGGCUCAGCAACUCGCUGCACCCUCCACACCAGAUGGCGCCAUGCAGGGGCCGCCCUGAGAGCCCGGACACUUGGACCUUGGUUUUUGGCAGCAGAUUCCAUUACGUCAUCAACUUAGGGAAAAUGAUCACAUAUGAACGUGAAUCCCCCAGUGUCACAGGAUCAAGAUACAAAAGUAAUUCCACCAGCAGCAGCCUUAGAACAGGAGGAAGGGCUUCCUUCCCAAGUCGGCACUGAAGCAGAGACCCACUGUCAGCACGUCCUGAUGUGUCCCUGCUGUAAGUUUGAGUCGUGGUCUCUGCCUGUCUGUAACGUCGUCUGGCAUGUGCGUCCGUCGCUGGGCUUUUGGAAUGGAAGCAAACACAGGCCUCCGGUACAGCUCUCCUCCCCAGAGGCUGCAGCAACCUCGUGGUUCUGUCACGUGAAGGCAGCACGGUGGGACCGAGGCUUCACCCCCAUCACAGACGUGGCUAGUGCGGGCAGCACCGUGCCCCCCCGCCGCUCGCUCAUGGGACUCAGCCUCGUCCCACCUGCCAACGCCCCCUGAACUCCCCAACAUUUGCUUCCUUCCUGACAUCUGUAAGGAUAGCCACACACACUUGGGAAAGGCACAUAACAUUUUUAACCUUUGGUAAUAAGUAAAAUAAGUUAUGGGCUCUUAUGUCAUUAGUACUAUUUGAGGUAUAUAUUUAAGUUUCCUCAAUUUCCUUUAAAGAGACUUGAUUUUGUGUUUCAUGUCAGAUUGCAGACAUUUAAAAUCCACAUCACAGCCCCUUCUGUUUGUCAGUUUCUGUCCUGUAAUCAGCUAACUUUGUGGAUUUUGAUGUCAAGUAUGCAUGUUACUUUUAUGUGUAUUUAAUCAUGAAAUUUAAUUUUGCACACUUAUUUGUAAUGUUUCUCUUAAAUAAAAGUGACUAAUUUUGUUGUACUCCA
Messenger RNA from Echinops telfairi (small Madagascar hedgehog), 2130 nucleotides. It is a transcript of the gene WDR45B, whose product is annotated as WD repeat domain 45B. The transcript is spliced from 10 exons. Gene Ontology annotation, molecular function: phosphatidylinositol-3,5-bisphosphate binding; protein binding; phosphatidylinositol-3-phosphate binding. Lineage: Eukaryota; Metazoa; Chordata; Mammalia; Afrosoricida; Tenrecidae. The record is from RefSeq and is a predicted model, not a curated record. Bases 16 to 996 code for a protein of 326 amino acids. Gene Ontology annotation, biological process: protein localization to phagophore assembly site; protein lipidation; autophagy of mitochondrion. Gene Ontology annotation, cellular component: phagophore assembly site membrane; extrinsic component of membrane; cytosol.